AUGAUGUGCCUGGAGAGCGGCGGCUCCGCGGCCGGCAGCCCGGGCUGCAGCGGGCGGCUGCGAGCGGGGGACGAGGAGGAAGAGGAGGAAGGCGAGCGGGGCUGCUGCGGCCGGAGCGCCGAGGGCGAGGUGCAGACCCUGUCGGGCAGCAUGAACCCCCCGCCCGCGGGCAAGAGCCCCGAGCGCCUGGCCCCCCGCCACAAGCCCCUCAGCCUGGGCAGGGCCCGGGUAGCGGCCGCCGGCAUCCUCAGCGUGGGCAACGUGCUCAACUACCUGGACAGGUACACGGUGGCAGGUGUAUUACUAGAUAUCCAGCAGCAUUUUGGAGUUAAAGACAGUGGCGCUGGCUUGCUACAGACAGUUUUCAUCUGUAGUUUCAUGGUGGCAGCACCUAUAUUUGGUUACCUUGGUGACCGCUUCAAUAGGAAGAUCAUUCUCAGCUGCGGGAUCUUCUUCUGGUCAGCUAUCACCUUUUCAAGCUCCUUCAUCACUGAGCAGUAUUUCUGGCUCCUCGUCCUCUCACGAGGUUUGGUUGGCAUCGGUGAAGCCAGUUAUUCCACCAUCGCUCCCACCAUCAUAGGAGACCUUUUCACCAAAAACACCAGAACCUUCAUGCUGUCUGUCUUCUACUUUGCAAUCCCUCUUGGCAGUGGUUUGGGAUACAUCACUGGAUCAAGUGUGAAGCAAGUAGCAGGAGACUGGCAUUGGGCGUUGCGGGUAUCUCCACUCCUAGGCAUGAUAACAGGGACACUCAUCUUGAUAUUUGUACCUGUUGCUAAGAGAGGCAAUGUGGAACAGCUGGGGGGACAGCUGAAGGCUCGGACCUCAUGGCUAAGAGACAUGAAGGCACUGCUCAGAAACCGCAGCUAUGUGUUCUCGUCGCUGGCCACCUCCGCCGUCUCCUUUGCCACAGGGGCGCUGGGUAUGUGGAUCCCCCUCUACCUUCACAGGGCACAAGUUGUGCAGAAGACUGUCGAGACCUGCAGUUCAGAGCCCUGCGGCACCAAGGACAGUUUGAUCUUCGGAGCAAUCACAUGCUUCACUGGUUUUCUGGGCGUGAUCACCGGGGCUGGGGCAACCAAAUGGUGCCGGUUAAAAACCCAGCGAGCUGACCCCCUGGUCUGUGCCGUCGGCAUGUUAGGGUCGGCCAUCUUCAUCUGUCUGAUCUUCGUUGCUGCCAAGAGCAGUAUUGUGGGAGCCUAUAUUUGCAUUUUUAUCGGAGAAACUCUUCUGUUUUCAAACUGGGCAAUCACAGCUGACAUACUAAUGUAUGUGGUUAUCCCGACACGACGCGCGACCGCAGUGGCCUUGCAGAGCUUCACUUCUCACCUACUGGGAGAUGCUGGCAGCCCCUACCUGAUUGGAUUCAUCUCAGAUCUGAUACAACAAAGCACAAAGGAGUCCCCGCUCUGGGAGUUCCUGAGUCUGGGCUAUGCGCUCAUGCUCUGCCCAUUUGUCGUCGUCCUUGGAGGGAUGUUUUUCCUGGCCACGGCCCUCUUCUUUCUAAACGACCGCACCAAAGCUGAACAACAGGUGAAUCAAUUGAUGAUGCCACCAGCCUCUGUGAAAGUCUGAGACGCUGACAUUAUGAAUGAUGAAGGAAAUGCUGUGUGGACUCCAGCUCCCACAACCACCACUCCAACCUCCUGCUAGGAAACUUCAGUACUGGACACAAGCAAAAGUUCCAGCUCCGGGCUGCAUUUAGAGUCUUAUCGAGUGCUAAACUAAUGACUUCACUCUAACCAGCUGCUGGGUCAGGGUCAAAGACACAAAUGGGGAUGGCCUAGCUAUCAGGGCUGCUAAGCCUAAGGAUAUUGUAGGGUUUCCCCACAUUGGUGAGUGUCCAAAGAGCCCACCACCACACUACCCCUGGUGUGUGACUGUACAUUGUGUAUACAGUUUUAGGUUUAGCCAGUGAAGAAGUCUACGUUGCAUACAGGGCAACUUCCGUCCUAUUAAAUGCUGCCAGUUCUGUUAGCCAGAUACUAUGCUAGCUGGGGACCUUUUCUAUACGUCACAGCUUUACAAACUGAAGGCUCAACCCAGAUUUCUUGAAUUAUUAUUUAAACAAAUCAGAGGCUGCUUUAGCUUCAUGAUAGACAUUAAAUACAACCCUAUCAAAUCUCUGCUUUAAGUUUGACCAUCUCGAAAGGCCCAUGCACCUGUACUGGAUAUGAAAGCUCCCACUGUGUUGCAGCAUCUAUCUCCAAGAGGGCUCCAAGGGAGCAUUCAGAAAGUGUGGCACAGACCUUCAAGCAACAGCAUCCUGCUUAAGGGAGUACCGGAGGAGCUAGCAUGGACAUCCAUCUCUUAUUCUUGAGCAGCUCGGAGGAGUAAACAUCUCUCCCUGCACAAGGUGUUCUUUGGGAUUGUUACAGAAGAGCCAGGAAAACCACGGUCAGUGAUAUCUGGUGACUUCCAGUUUUGUUGAACACACUUAGUUUCAGUUCCAGGUAGAAGGAGGUUUGCAGAAUACCAAAAUCCAGAGAUUAAUUGCUUUGUGGGGUCUGGUAUUGGUGCCCUGAUGUGCCAGUGAUGGUCUGUCUUUGUUUACAUGCAUAUAAUGUUCAUCAUUAGGCAUGUUGCAAAUACUAAUCAUUUUUUCCAGUAUUUUCAGGCACAUUUAUGAUGUUAUAAAGCUUUGUUUCUAUCCAGCAACUGCAUUUAUAGAAGGAUCUUAAGAUUCAAUGCACACCCCAUUUCCCCUCCCCACCGUCCUACUGUUGUGGUUUGCUCCCUCCGAUGGGAGCGACUAUAUUACUUAAAUUCACUUUGAUCUUUACAAAAAUGCAACUGGGAUUUUCUUUUUAAUACACUAGUCUAAACUGAGUUAGUAAGAAGUGAGCCUCUCUUAGCUGAUUUUGUUUCACCAAGGGGUCUUGUUUCUUGCAGUUGACAUUCAAGUAUAAAAUUUAUACUACACCAGCAUGGAACAUAUAACAGCUGUGAGAGCAACUAAGUGCUACCACCACCAGAAAAAUAUCAGAUUGCCAAAUCACCUUUUUCUGUUUGGGCUUAUACUUUUUUCUAAAUUUACCUACAUAUCACUAUAAAAUGUAUGUAGGCCUCAGACCCUUUCAAACUCUGGCCAGUGCUGGAUUGGAAACAAUACUAAAUUAGCAAAGGCAUUACCAGCCCUGGGAUGGUUUUAAUAAUCUCAAAAACACUGAUUAAUUUAUGCUGUCAUUGGCUAGUGUCUCAUCCUUUCAAGCAGCACUGCAGUGACUGUAUAUAUGACCCCUGCAUUAAGUAAUCAGUGUCCACCACAAUUUAAAAUACUUCCUGUCUUUUCACUUCUGUGCUCUGCAGUGAAAACACAAGAGAGGGCAGAUACUUCCACUUAUCAGCAGCCUGGUCAAAAACAGCCACAUUAACAAUAUUCCUUUUAAAAACCAGACUGAUCAGAAAUAUCUGUUAAUAAUCCGCUUGGAAUUAACAAGACCAGCUCUUAACUGUAGUUGGGGCUAGGAGGUGGUUUAUCUGGGAUAACCUACCAAAGGAAUGAGAGCAAUACAGGCCCUUCAGGCUGGCUAACAGUAAUGCUAGAGAAACUAGCAGUGCCUGGGUAACCUUAAAUAGAGAGGUUAGUGACCCCUAUGUGUGUGCUAAAACAAAUCUCACAGGAUGUUCUUUUAAUUUCUUCUAAACUGUGCCAAUAAGGUUUAAAUAAAUGCUUGUUAUGGAAGUGCCCUAUAGAAUUCUCUGGCAAAACCUGUGUUUCCUCCUUAUGAAUUCUAUAGGAUGAAUCUGCAAAGGCUGCUUUUCACUAGGAUACUCUUAAAUGGUGGUUUUUGUUAUUUACUCACCCUAUAAGAAAUACUUUUAAACAACUGGAGACAGAAGCCCCACUACUGGCCCAUCCUCAGGAGAGCAGCAAAUGCGCUUGUGCGCCACUAAAAUAAUAACCAAAGCAAGUUCAAAACAAUGCUUCAUUUCCCAUCUCAUACGUUGCUCGGGGAAGAUGUCAAUGCUGCAGUCUGGCAGCCAAAGGCCUGAGUUAGAAGCACAUGCAUUUUUUGUGCUGCUCAUUAAGAUGUUAAUUUAUGUAAAACAAA
Messenger RNA from Gopherus flavomarginatus (Mexican gopher tortoise), 4055 nucleotides. RefSeq names its product sphingosine-1-phosphate transporter SPNS2-like. Lineage: Eukaryota; Metazoa; Chordata; Testudines; Testudinidae. Bases 1 to 1575 code for a protein of 524 amino acids. The transcript has 13 exons. Gene Ontology annotation, biological process: sphingosine-1-phosphate receptor signaling pathway; lipid transport; transmembrane transport. The record is from RefSeq and is a predicted model, not a curated record. Gene Ontology annotation, cellular component: membrane. Gene Ontology annotation, molecular function: transmembrane transporter activity; sphingolipid intramembrane carrier activity.